Messenger RNA from Episyrphus balteatus (marmalade hoverfly), 3733 nucleotides. RefSeq names its product interferon-inducible double-stranded RNA-dependent protein kinase activator A homolog (gene loqs). The transcript is spliced from 5 exons. The coding region runs from base 213 to 1520 and encodes 435 amino acids. NCBI's taxonomy places the organism in Eukaryota, Metazoa, Arthropoda, Insecta, Diptera, Syrphidae. The record is from RefSeq and is a predicted model, not a curated record.
AAAAAAAAAAGCUCACACGAAAAGAAAAGUUAAAUUUCCAAGCGCAUUUCACUCGCUGUGGUUUGGUUUCCUACGGAAAUUUUCUUUUUCGUUGCAAAUUAAAAUUGUUCAUCGUUGGAAAAAAACAAUUUGAAAGAAAGUCUAACCAAUAUUUAAUAAAAAAAAAAACAAAUUAUUUAUUCUCAUUAUAAUCACUAAGUAAAAAAAAGGCAAUGGCAAACUGCGAACAUCCACCACCUAAUAGCGGCUAUGCUCCGCGUCGUCUCUACCAAAAUCAAAAUGGUACCGCUCCUCAACCUAUUAUUGGCACUGGUGGCAAAGAUAUGUCAUCGCGUGACAAUAAUGAGCAAAUACAUGCUUCCCAUCAGCAAUCUCUUCCGCAUCCAAUCCAAGGUGGCCAAGCACCACCCAAAUCGAGUCAUGGUGGUGGUCAUGGUGGUUCGGGAAAGUUCAAUAAGAAAGAUAAAACCGCAGAGGUUAUUAUGGGCAUGGAUAAGAUGUCCAUUGAGGAAUCUUUAAAACUCCAUGAUUCUAAUAAUCUUGCCAUGAAAACUCCUGUGUCAAUUUUGCAAGAGUUGUUGAGUAGGCGUGGAAUUACUCCAAGCUAUGAAUUGAUUCAAAUGGAAGGAGCAAUUCAUGAGCCCACUUUUAGGUAUCGAGUGUCUUUUAAUGACAAGGAUGUUCCCUUUACUGCUAUGGGCGCAGGACGCUCUAAGAAGGAAGCCAAGCACUCGGCAGCGCGUGCUUUGAUUGACAAACUGACUGGAGUUCAGUUGCCAGAGAGUCAGGCAAAUGAUGUCGAUGCCAAUUCGAAUUGUGGAGGCGGUGGUGGAGACACUAAAGGAGGAUAUUCUGAGAAAGUAAUGGGCAAUCCAAUUGGAUGGUUGCAAGAGAUGUGCAUGUCACGUCGUUGGCCACCACCAACUUACGAGACUGAAAUGGAAGUUGGCUUGCCACAUGAGCGUCUCUUUACCAUUGCUUGCACCAUUCUCAAUUUCAGAGAAAUGGGAAAGGGCAAGAGUAAGAAGAUUGCUAAACGUUUUGCCGCAAGCAAAAUGUGGCAACGUCUGCAGGAGAAUCCCCUUGACAAUGCUCAAGUAAAUGACGCAUUCCGGACCGGAUUAGAUGAUGAGAAUCGCAAUUUUUCAAAUUAUUAUGGUGAUUUGAAAGAUAUGCAAGUGCCCACAAUAACGAUUCAACAUAGUCAUAAGGUAUCUCAAUUCCAUAAAUCAUUGAAAAAUGCAGCCGGAGAGAAAUUAACUAAAUUGCAGAAAACUUGCCUCAAGGCUCCUUCUCUCAAUCAUAUUCAACUCCUGGCUGAAAUUGCCCAAGAAAAUCAAUUUGAAGUCACUUAUGUUGAUAUCGAAGAAAAAACAAUAUCAAAUCAAUGUCAGUGUUUGGUACAACUAUCCACUUUACCAGUGGCUGUUUGUCAUGGUUCGGGGGCUACUCUUAACGAUGCUCAACGUCAUGCAGCUCAAAAUGCUUUGGAGUAUUUGAAAAUCAUGACUAAAAAAUGAAUUAAAAUCUUUUAAUUAGAAGCGAUUGGCAGCCAAAAAAAAAUAGUAAAUGGCCAAUAUAAACAACCUUAAACAAAAAAAAAAAAAACAAGAAUGAAAAAUUUAAUUGCUAAAAACAAAAAAAAAAUUGGGCCUUCUUUCCAACAUGAACACAAUUAUUAUCAAUGGCAUGUUUGGAAAGAUGAAAAAAAAAAAAAUACAAAAAACUUUUUGAAUAUUUUUUUUUGUUUAAGUUUCUUUUUGUUUGUUUUCUUUUUGAAAAAAUAUUUAAUUUUCUUUAUGUCCGCAAUGGAAAUCUGAGAUGAUUUUAAAAUAUAUAUUAUUUCUUGCUUUUUGCAAAUUAUAAUUAACAAAUCAAACUUUUGCCAUGAGUUUCUUUUUUUUAAUUUUGUACACCUUAACACAGAUGAGAAUUACAUAUAUUGUUUUGUUUAAAUUUUAUUUUCUUUGAAUUUAUACCAUUUUUUUAAAAAUAUUAUGACCUUAAGUUUAUUGUAAUUUUUCACAUAUAAUUAUUGAUCGAUAUUUUUAGAUUUUUAGAAUUCUAAAUUUUGUGUUAAACAUUUUUGAAAGAUAAAAUUUUAAUUUUUUGACCAUGACCAUUAUUUAUUGGUAUAAGAUUUAUUAACUUUUAUUCAGGGGUGCUAGUACGUAACUUUGUACCGUCGAGUUAACUCGAUACCAUCGAGCAGUGGCAGAACCUAUUUUGGAUCAAUCGAUCAUUUUCGAUCGAUCAUAUUCUAUUGAACCAAAUUAGAUGCCAAUACUCGAUUUUAUCGGCUUCACUCGAUUGUAUCAAGUUACGUGCCGGAACCCCAGUACAAGUCAAGCUGCAUACACAAAUAUUGGGAAACAAAAUUUAUUCCAAGAUUUAUACCAAUCUAUAUAUUUUGAAUACCAUAUAUUUUUAUAACUCAUGGCAAAAUUUAGAAGAAACAGAAUCUUAUACCUACUUAUGUAUAUAAAUGCAUAUAAACAAAAAAAAAUGUCUCAGAGUUUCAUUAAACUAUAAAUAAAAUUAAAAAAAUAAUAAUAACAAUAAUCAAUAAUGGAAUUUCAACUAAAUACAUAAAUAACUGGUAUAAAAUAUAAUAUUUAAUGUGUGUGUUUUAAAAAUAAUAAAACAAGAAAAAAAAAAUAAUAUCGAUAUCCAUUCUUCUAACUUAGAGGCUUUCACAUAUAAAAACAAAAUAAAAAUCUUUUCUUCUAUAAUCAUCCAUUUGCAUUAAAUUAAAUGUAAGUAAAUUAAAAAAUGUCGAAAAAAUUUACACAAAUAAAAAGUAAAUAAAAAAAUACACGUAAAUUAAUAAUAUUAAAAAAAAAAAAAACGGUAUUAAGGGAUUUAUAUUUUAAAUUGUUAGUUAUUUAUGUAACUAGUUUUAAAUUAACAAUUACAAUAAUAGAAAUAAUAUAAAGAAAAAAAAAAGACAAACAAAAGGAAAUUCAUUUGAAAGAAAAAAACAAAAAACUAACAUCCGUAGUUGCAGUCUAUGGGUAAAUGUUAAAAAUUGUACAAGCUAUACUUUGCAUAGAGCUAAUGAAGUUUUCCAACUUAUUGUUUUAAACUCGAAAAAAAAUAAUUUAUUUUGUUUGUAUACCUAUUUGUUGUCGUCUUUUUAGAACUGCAAACAAAAACUAACUUAACUUACUUACUCGUCUAAUAUCAAGUAAAUUUGGAAUUUAUUAAAAUUACAACUUUUAGACUUGAAAAAAUACAUAUUUAGAACUGUUUAGAACAAAAACAAACAAACAAUUAUUCACGGAAAAUAACUUAAAUUAAAACAAAAAAAAGUAAAAAUAAAAAUAUUGUAAUCUAGGUGAAAUAAUAAAGGAAAAUGAUACAUUAUUUUAGUGCAAAGUGUAGAGGUUGUAAUUGAAAAAAAAAACUUAUAAGAAAAACAACAACAAAAUUGUAAUUUUUCUAACUCCUACUUAAAUUGGGGUUGGAAUAGUUAAAAUUAUAAUAAAAUCGUAUCCUUAAAACCUUUAUAAUAUCACAUUAAAAAAUUCAAGUUAGAUUUUAAGCUUGUUGCAUUUUAUGAAUUUCCAUUUAAAUUUUCGUUUUUUUUUUUUUUAAUUAUUCAUGUAAUUUUUUUCUUUAAACAAAUAAUCGAAAAAUUGAAUAGAAAUUUUCGAUGCAACAUCAUAAAAAUAUAAAUUAAAUUUUUGUGUGGUUUUAAAUAUUGUAAUCAAUAAAAUAAAUAUGCAAAAGA